Mycena indigotica is the source of this 1422-nucleotide messenger RNA. RefSeq lists its product as uncharacterized. The coding region runs from base 31 to 1422 and encodes 463 amino acids. The record is from RefSeq and is a predicted model, not a curated record. The transcript has 2 exons. NCBI's taxonomy places the organism in Eukaryota, Fungi, Basidiomycota, Agaricomycetes, Agaricales, Mycenaceae.
CCUCUGCUUGUCUGCCACUGUCAUUCGAGGAUGCUCCUUCAACUCAUCGACCGACUGCAUGCCAACUUCUCGCCUUUCUCUCGCUGCGUAUGGGAAACGCCAUUCCUAGUCCGCGAGCCAUCGUUUACGCCACUACCUGACCUCCCCCUCGAGAUAUGGCUCGAGAUCUUUCAGUUUGCGACUCAUGUUUAUGGCACAUCGACAAUUGAGCCUUUGGACCCAUUCACGGUUAAGACCCCUGGCAAUAUUCUUGUCACCAACACGCCAAACACCUCGAUGCGGACGAAGUGUGUGUUGGUCAGCGUUAAUCGAGCGUGGCGGAGGAUGGCCCUGCAAAUAUUGUAUCAGCAUAUUGUCAUCCGGAGCCCCCUUCGCGCGACACUUGUCCUCCAAACCCUUCGUGAAGCACCCGAGUAUGGUUAUUGGACUCGCCAUAUCGAGAUCUACACCCAUGCUAGAGGGUCGAAUAGUCUCCCCUUCCUCCAAACCGUCCACCGAAUUCUUCAAUAUUGCUCCAGAUUACGAAUGCUCAGUGCGAGCUGGCGAUUUCCUCUUCCGAAGGAAUUUCUCGCUGCUGUGUCUGUCUCUUGCAGCUCAUCUUUGCAGGGACUGUAUUGGGACGAGCAGAAGUAUCUUCGUAGCUUGGACCACGCACCGCUGAACUUCCUCGGCUCUUUCAAAGCUCUCCAUAUCCUCGAUCUGCGCAACUUUGUUGGUGAUUCCACCUCAGAUGAUUCUCGACCUGUUCUUCAGAAUGUUAAACACCUAAUUCUCUCAAAUCGUGGUCCCAACAUCUUCAUCGCAAGCCUCUUCACCCUACCAACGGUUCAUACUCUCACCAUGUAUACUGUCGUCGACGGUCAGGUCCCAGAUGCUGUCCAGAUCACGAAAUUGCUCAAGGCUCAUGGGUCCACGUUAACGAAUGUCCACCUCCCAUCUCCCAGUAAUACCUCUGAUCCACAAGCACCCGAGCUGACGGUAGAAACGCGCACCACCGGAAUUCAUGUCCCUCCAGCAUUAUUUCUCCAAUUAUGUCCCAACCUCGAUACCAUUUCGUUCAGUGCUAACUCACCGCUCAUGGGCGAUUGCUCUCAUACAACCCUACGACGGGUGGCCCUUUACUCUGUCCGCUCCGACAAGCUUUAUCCGAAGCCAUCCAGAUCGAAACGAAGAAACGCCAGCGCAACUUCGCCUGGUGGACCAUCGUCGUUGCAUUUCUCAUUGGCAGUCAAUCACCUACGCUCACUGACGCGUGAAUCAUUUCCUGCAUUGGAAACAGUCAGAACUGCUGGGUUUCUUGUCUCGGCUGCAGCCGACUCGGAUAGCCAGAUCAAGGAUGUGUUUAUCAGCUGGCGAGAGCACUUUGAGAGAGACGGGGUGGACUUUCAGGAUGGGGAAGGCGUAGUGUGGGUCUACGAGUAA